Molecule: messenger RNA, 3215 nt
Organism: Talpa occidentalis (Iberian mole)
Lineage: Eukaryota; Metazoa; Chordata; Mammalia; Eulipotyphla; Talpidae
Gene: SEPTIN9
Product: septin 9
Exons: 11
Coding region: 28-1734 (568 amino acids)
Biological process (GO): cytoskeleton-dependent cytokinesis
Cellular component (GO): microtubule cytoskeleton; cell division site; septin complex
Molecular function (GO): molecular adaptor activity; GTP binding; GTPase activity
Source: RefSeq, a predicted model, not a curated record
CCGCGCGCCUCCUGCCCGCGCGCCACCAUGUCCGACCCCGCGGUCAACGCGCAGCUGGACGGGAUCAUCUCGGACUUCGAAGCCUUGAAAAGAUCUUUUGAGGUCGAGGAGGUCGAGACCCCCAACUCCACUCCGCCCCGGAGGGUUCAGACUCCCCUGCUCCGGGCCACGGUGGCCAGCUCCACGCAGAAAUUCCAGAACUCAGAGCCAGCCGCCCGCCAUGUAGACUCGCUCAGCCAGCGCUCCCCCAAGGCCGCCCUGCGGAGGGUCGAGCUCCCGGGGCCCAAGGCCGAGCCCGUGUCCCGGCGCACGGAGCUCUCCAUCGACAUCUCGUCCAAGCAGGUGGAGAACGCCAGUGGUGCCGGCCCGGCCCGGUUCGGGCUCAAGCGGGCCGAGGUGCUGGGCCACAAGACGCCGGAGCCCGCCCCUCGGAGGACGGAGAUCACCCUCGUGAAGCCCCAGGAGCCGGCCCACCGGAGGAUGGAGCCCGCCACCCCCAAGGUCCCCGAGGUGCCCGCUGCCCCUGCCGCUGACGCAGCCCCCAAGCGGGUGGAGCUCCAGGUGCCCAAGCCGGCCGACAGGCCUGCCUCCCCCAUCCUGCCCCCGACCCUGGAGAAUUCCGAACCCGCCCUGAUGUCUCAGCUGCAGAGCCGGCUGGAGCCCAAGGGACCCCCUGCGGCCGAGGGGCCACCCAAGAGCCAAGAGGCCCCCGAGGCAGCUGGCGACAUGGCGGACACCCCCCGAGACGCCGGGUUGAAGCAGGCGCCUGCCCCGCGCAGCGACAAGGCGCCCGCGGACUUCGGCUACGUGGGGAUCGACUCCAUCCUGGAGCAGAUGCGCAGGAAGGCCAUGAAGCAGGGCUUCGAGUUCAACAUCAUGGUGGUUGGGCAGAGCGGCUUGGGGAAGUCCACCCUGAUCAACACCCUCUUCAAAUCCAAAAUCAGCCGCAAGUCAGUGCAGCCCCCCUCGGAGGAGCGUAUCCCCAAGACCAUCGAGAUCAAGUCCAUCACGCAUGAUAUCGAGGAGAAGGGCGUCCGCAUGAAGCUGACGGUCAUCGACACGCCGGGCUUCGGGGACCACAUCAACAACGAGAACUGCUGGCAGCCCAUCAUGAAGUUCAUCAACGAGCAGUACGAGAAGUACCUGCAGGAGGAGGUGAGCGUCAACCGCAAGAAGCGCAUCCCCGACACGCGCGUGCACUGCUGCCUCUACUUCAUCCCCGCCACCGGCCACUCCCUCAGACCCCUGGACAUCGAGUUCAUGAAGCGCCUGAGCAAGGUGGUCAACAUCGUCCCGGUCAUCGCCAAAGCCGACACGCUGACCCUGGAGGAGAGGGUCUACUUCAAGCAGCGGAUCACCGCGGACCUGCUGUCCAACGGUAUCGACGUGUACCCCCAGAAGGAGUUUGACGAGGACCCGGAGGACCGGCUGGUGAACGAGAAGUUCCGAGAAAUGAUCCCGUUCGCCGUGGUGGGCAGUGACCACGAGUACCAAGUGAACGGGAAGAGGAUCCUCGGAAGGAAAACCAAAUGGGGCACCAUUGAAGUGGAGAACACCACACACUGUGAGUUUGCUUACCUGCGGGACCUGCUCAUCAGGACGCACAUGCAGAACAUCAAGGACAUCACCAGCAGCAUCCACUUCGAGGCCUACCGCGUGAAGCGCCUGCACCAGACCACCGGCACCAUGUCCAACGGGCUGGAGGAGCCGGAGCCCGAGGCUCAGGAGAUGUAGACGCCCCCCGUCCCCCCGCCCGCCUGCCCCGGGUCUCUCCGGCCCCGGCCUGCCCACUCGCCCGUUUAGUUUAUGUAAUUUUUUCCAUUUGUCAGCGUCCCCCGUGACACGCUGCCAAAUAACAAGAUGAUGCGCCCCCGCCCCCAGCACCUCUGUUGUUAGCCCCCGACUGGGGUCCAGGGCUGGGUGGGCCCAGGGUGGAGGCCCGGCGCGCUGACCAGCCCUGAGGUCCGGGAGGGCAGGCGGGGCGCCGCGCCAUCCACAGUUCCCGGUGGCCGUGCAGGAGGGCGGGCGAGCCCCAGGCCGAGUCCCCUCCUGCAGGAGCCUCCUGGCUCAGACCGGUCGCUCGGCCCCGCUCCUUCCUCCAGACCCCCCUUGCGGUUGCUUAGACUGGGCGAGGCCUGCAUGGGCCCCCGCCCCCCGCCCGCCCAGAGACCUGCCGGGAGCAGAAAGUGCCUUUAUCUCCUCGUCCCCACAGCCGGCCUCCGGGGUAGCCGCUGCCGCCGGCUCCGAGGGGCCAGGACAGGUGGGAGAGACGGAGGCGUCGCCACCUCUCCACCCCCCUGGCCGGGAUCUGAUUGAGAACUCGAAGCAAAAAGACGCCCCCACCCCACUCACCCCUGCCGUUUGGGGAAGGGCCGAGCAAGCGAACCCCAGGUGGACGGGGCGGGACUGGGGUGGUCAGAGGGCCUGGGUGUCCGCACCCCACCCUGCGUGACUGCAUGUGUGUGUGUGCGCGUGUGUGUGGUUAGACAUCUGUGUGCCCCAGAUGCUCUGGCUCAGCGCACCGCAGCAGCCGCCCUGUGCAUGCUGGGCCACCCGGCGCUGACGCUGGGGCCCCGGGAGGUCGGCGCUGCCCUGGGUCUGACGCCCCGAGCCCGUCGUGCAGACAGUGGGGGACGGAGGGGUCAGGUGUCCGGCAUGCAGGGCAUAGCCCUGGGGUGUCUCCUGUGCCCCCACCUGCUGUCUCCCCCAGAGGAACAGCCCUGAGCACCCUCACCCUGCCCGGGGAUGUGGGGGCCCCGCUCCUGCCUCCGGGACCAGAGACAGGUGAGGUCCGGUCUGUCCACAGCCCCCGGGGCAGGCGCAGACGGCUUGGGCUGUGUGUGCGCGGGCGUGUGCGUGGACGUCAGCGCCUCGCGUGUCAGCCCCAUCUAAGAGAGAAAGGACCCAUCCCCCCAGAAAGUUUACUUGCUGACUUGCCACGAUUUGCCAAAACCAAGAUUUGCAAGGCCGCGCGGGGCCGGCCUCCCGCGGGCGCCUGUGCCGCGGCCUCCCGCAGGCGGCUUCGCUUCCUUCCUGCAGCCGGAUCUUGAGCAUCGCUAGUCUGGGCUCUGCCCGCCCGGGCUCUGUCCGCCGUGGCCUUCGCUCCGUGCCUCCUGAGAACCUCGUCUCUUUUUGUAUAAAUAACAAAAUGUUCAAAGUGUAUUUCCUGAAAUAAAUGUUCCAUAGGCAGCGGGGCUCGCGGGUCUUUCUCUUUU